AUAUAAGGGGGCCGGCAGGCAAUAGAGAAGUCUCUUUGGGAUUGGGUUGGUUGCUUUGUUCCCUUUGAUGGGCCUAUCUUCAUCUUCUUCUUUCCUCUUCCUCCAUUUCCACACCUUCUCCACACUUCACUUCUCUAACUAAACAAUCUUCAACUUUCUCUCUCUACUCUCAUCCCUUCUCAAACCAUGUCAUCUCACGCGCUGUUUCAAACAGCGCAAAUUAUCCCUAUCAACUCACAUAUCUCCGCCAAAACCUUAACACCAAAAAAACCACUUCCUAAACUACCCUUACUUCGCAACCGUCGCCGCCAGUUAAUUCUCCGAGCGUCGUUCGCUUCCCCCGCCGACAUCAACAGUGAUACUUCAUCCGCUUCUUCGCUUUUUGAACGAUGUUUGGCUGCGCCGUCUGCUCCUUCUGCUUCGCGUGAUUUUAAUCCGGUUAUGAAAGGUAAAUACGGUGCGUUUGGUGCUGUUACGCUUGAGAAAUCCAAAGUUGAAUUUUCGCAACAGCAAACUAAAAUGUCUUCUCCUGAGCUAGCCACUGGGGGAGGUGGUGGAGAUAUUGGAAAGAUAAUCAGCUUUGGUGGUGGUGAUGGAGGUGAUGAUGAUGGGGAUGACGACGACUACUUUGAUGAUUUUGAUGAUGGUGAAGAGGGAGAUGAGGGUGGCUUGUUUAGAAGACGCAUACUUCUUCAAGAGCUAUUUGACCGUAAAUUUGUGGAUGCUGUGUUGAGUGAAUGGCAAAGGACUAUCAUGGAUUUGCCUGCUGGAUUCCGUCAAGCUUAUGAAAUGGGCUUGGUUAGCUCAGCCCAAAUGGUGAAAUUCUUAGCAAUGAAUGCCAGGCCAACCGCCGAAAGGCUUAUUUCCAGAAAACUACCGCAAGGACUAUCAAGAUCUUUCAUUGGCAGGAUGCUCGCAGAUCCUGCUUUCAUGUAUAGAUUUCUAUUAGAGGAAGUUGCUACAAUAGGCUGCUCUGUGUGGUGGGAGUUUAAAAAUCGGAAAGAUAGGAUAAAGCAAGAGUGGGAUCUUGCACUUAUCAAUGUGCUCACCGCAGCAGCAUGCAAUGCUGUAGUUGUUUGGUCCCUUGCUCCUUCUCGAUCAUAUGGAAACACAUUUCAAUUUGAUUUACAAAAUACAUUGCAGAAGCUUCCAAACAACAUAUUUGAAAUGAGCUAUCCUCUUAGGGAAUUCGACCUGCAAAAGAGAGUUCAAUGCUUUUUGUUCAAGGCUGCUGAGUUGUGCAUGGUUGGUUUAGGCGCGGGUGCAGUACAGGGUGCAUUGUCAAACACUUUGGCUAAGAAAAAGGAAGGAAGAUUAUCUGUGACUGUCCCAAGUGUGAGCAGUAAUGCACUUGGCUAUGGUGCUUUUCUUGGAAUCUAUGCUAACCUGAGAUAUCAACUGCUAUGUGGAUUUGAUAGAGGAUUGGUUCGUCAUUUUGAUGUUAUUGGAGUCGCAUUGUUCUUCAGCACAGCAUUUAGGGUAUUGAACGUUCAAUUAGGAGAGACUUCCAAGCGUGCCUGGCUUGGAGUUGAGGCAGAUCCAUUGGCUCAGUCAGAUGAGCUCUUGAAAGUAUACAAUAGGACUUCUGAAAAUGUAGAAACGCCAUCGUCAUCAUCAUCUGAUUCAAAAUGGUUUAUAUCAAAGAAUGCAGUCGUGUCUGGUCUUGGGCUCUUGGGCAUUAAACAAGGGAAUGCAGACGUGUCUGGUGCAGAGCCCUCAGUUCCCAAACCUCGUCGGAAAAGGAUUGUGCGGAAAAAGGUUGCUGCAGGAUCAGCCUAGAUUGAUUUUUCGGAUGCAAACAUAGUCAUUGUCAAAUUUUGCUGAUUACUGGAGUUUGAUACUGCUGUAUUGCAGCCCUAUGUGGUGUCUGGCUGCUGCUCUGGGAGAGGUUGAUUAGCGACCUAAGAUUUUUCGUCCCAUCAACUACAAUUUGAGGAGGGUUUUUUCAUUAUUGAAAUUUUUCAGGGAUUCUUGUAUCGGCCGUCCCCCCUUUUAUGUUUUCUUAUAUGAUCCUGUAUUAUAUAUUCAGUUUGAUAGUAUUUUUUCAAAUAAUGUAGAUCGAGCUUUUUCCUAACUGGAUUGAGAACUCACAUAUAUUUAUAAACAACCAUCAAGAAAAAUCAUUUUG
Trifolium pratense (red clover) is the source of this 2128-nucleotide messenger RNA. RefSeq names its product protein RETICULATA-RELATED 1, chloroplastic. The transcript is spliced from 8 exons. The record is from RefSeq and is a predicted model, not a curated record. NCBI's taxonomy places the organism in Eukaryota, Viridiplantae, Streptophyta, Magnoliopsida, Fabales, Fabaceae. The coding region runs from base 187 to 1779 and encodes 530 amino acids. Gene Ontology annotation, biological process: plant organ development. Gene Ontology annotation, cellular component: chloroplast inner membrane.